CAUCAACUUCUGUUUAUUUUUGUAUAGAUUUUUUGUGUUUUCAACUCAAAUUUUUGGAUUUAGCAAAUUUUUGCCAAAAAAACUUCAAAUCACAAUAGUUCGGCACGAUUUUUUUUUUCUGCACUGAACUAUUUAUUAUUUUGCAUCAAACACGAAUAUUGUGUUGCAUUUGUUGAUAAAUUUGAUUAAAAGGUGCCCAGCCUUUUUUUGUCUUUAUUCACCUGUUUUACCAAUUGCAAUAUAAAUGCUUGGAAAACCAACAAUCAGAAUGCCCGCCGCAAUCGAUCCGAGCAUUGUAAAAAUAGCCGUGGAAUUGGAAAAUCAUACCGCUCAACUCAUUGAGUUUGACCAGAAAAGUACGCUAACAGUGAUAAUACGGAAUCUUUGCCAAAAUUGGGACAUCACGGACGAUGAAAAUUAUGCAUUGCAAUUUUGUGAGAAUAACAAUCGGAAUUAUGUGACGGAAAAGAAUCGAAAUGAAGUGAAAAAUGGUUCGGUGUUGCGAAUGUGUCAUUCGGCGAAAAAAACGUCACACGACAUUCUGGAAACACUCAAAAUUGGUUCGAAUUCAGACAAAACUCGGGUGCUCGAAAAUUUAGCAUUGCUCAGUUCAGAUUUAACGUUUGCCCUUGAGUUUAUCAAAGAGCAGGGCCUUGGAAUUGUUAUUGCGAUGAUUGAAAAUGAACAAUGUAUUGGAGAGAUGUUAAAGUACAUGAUGUUAUCGUUUGUUGAAUUGAUGGAUCAUGGCACUAUUUCGUGGGAUAUUUUACAACCAAAAUUUAUCACACGUAACAUUUAUUUUAUCAAUCAUCCGUCAACUGUACCGCCAGAGGUGAUUCAAUGUGCUUUGUCCACGCUGGAAAAUAUCAUACAGAAUAGCAGUAACUAUUCGGCUGACAUUGAAAAUGACGUUCCGUUAAGUAGUUUAUUGAUUUUAUUGCAAGACGCUCAAUCUCAAAUCAUCCAACAGAAUACGAUUGCAUUGAUAAAUGCUCUAUUCAUAAAGGGCGACGAUGGUCGGCGUCAGUCGAUUGCAAACACAUUGAGCACAAAACCAUAUCGGGCCGCAUUUUUGGACACGGUUGGCAGCGCAAACAUUGGUAUUUCACAUCAAUUGUAUGUGCUGCAGACGUUAACGCUUGGUUUGCUGGAGGAACGUAUGAUGUCGCCGAUGAAUCCACAAGAUCAAGAGGCCAACGAUAAAGUGAAAGAAUUGAGACGUAUCGCAUUUGAUGAGGGCAUUUUCAAUGAAUCGCAACCGGACAGUGUUCACAGACGCAAUAAUUCCAUCGGCGGUGCUGGAUAUUACAAAAAACUUGGUUUCAAAUGUGAUUUGAAUCCGGCUCAAGACUUUAUCGAAACACCGCCAGGAAUAUUGGCUUUGGAUUGUAUGCUAUACUUUGCAAGAAAUUAUACGCAACAAUACACAAAGGUUGUACACGAAAACAGUUACCGUGCCGAUGAGCAUGAGUGUCCAUUUGGUCGAACAAGUAUUGAACUGGUCAAAUUGUUGUGCGAAAUAUUGCAUAUUGGUGAGGCGCCAACGGAACAAGGUCAAUUGUUUCAUGCAAUGUUUUUUACUCACGAUCAUCCAUUCGAAGAGUUCUUCUGCACUUGUAUCGUGAUUUUGAAUCGCACAUGGAAGGAUAUGCGUGCAACGAACGAAGAUUUUUUGAAAGUGUUCAGUGUAGUUCGUGAGCAAAUAACGCGUAGCUUGAAAGAGCGUCCAACCAAUUUGGAAGAUUUUAAAUCGAAAAUCAAUUCGUUUACCUACACAAAAAUAACACAAUUGCGUCAACAAGAGCGUACAUCAAAAGAAGAAUGUGAAUCGACGGCAAGCUCAAUAGUAAAGCUGAAGGAGAAAAUAACGCCUGAAAUUAUCGAUUUGAUAAAAGCACAACGUUUGGGAUUUUUGGUGGAAGGCACUAGAUUUUCGAAAUAUUCACGUGGCGCACGAUCGAAAGAUAAAUUUUGGUAUGCACGAUUGAGCCCAAAUUAUAAGGUCAUUCAUUAUGGUGAUUGUGACGAGAAGACUGUGCCCACCCUCGAAGAAUUGGGCAAUAAAAUUCAAGUGUAUGAAAUAAAGCAAUUGCUGAUUGGCAAAGAGUGUCCGCACAUGAAGGAAAUGCGCUCACGCAAAUCGGCUAUCAAUCUUGGAUUUUCGAUUACAUUCGACAACAUGGACCAUUCCACAUUGGAUUUUGUUGCACCCGAUGAAACUGUCUUCAACUAUUGGACGGAUGGCAUCAAUGCAUUGCUCGGCUUACCAAUGGUUAGCAAACAGAAGGAUGAAGAUUUGAAAACCUUGUUGUCAAUGGAAAUUAAAUUACGUUUACUCGACACUGAAGGUGUUGAUAUUUCACAGGAACCACCGCCACUUCCAGAAGAACCGGAAAAUUACGAUUUUUGUUUUGAAAACUAAAUCGCACACUGCCAAAGCAUCAUUUCGAUUACCUUCCAAUAUAUACCAAAUUUUUCUUCAAUCAAAAUAAUUUAUAUAAGAUAAUAUAUAUCAUUUUAUCCAUUAUUGAAUGGAUUUAGUAUUUUUUUAGAGCCAAAAAAAAAGAAUAUUUUUUAAAACCAAUAUUAUAUAUGGCAAAGUUAGCAAUGUGUCCAAAAUAAUAGCAAUAAUAAUGAAUACUUUCUACAACGAACUCCAUCAACGGAAACAAAGCCAACAUUGAUAAGAAAGUACACUCAAGGAAUGCUCAAUGAAUGAAUAAUAUAUUAAAUUUAAAAAUGGAAAGAACAUAUUUUUUAAGAAUCAACAUUAUUUACAUUGUAUUUUAUACGAGGCCAAUACCUAAAUUGGUUCAUUUUAUAAAUAAAACCAAAACUA
Molecule: messenger RNA, 2839 nt
Organism: Contarinia nasturtii (swede midge)
Lineage: Eukaryota; Metazoa; Arthropoda; Insecta; Diptera; Cecidomyiidae
Gene: Ced-12
Product: engulfment and cell motility protein 1
Exons: 5
Coding region: 245-2422 (725 amino acids)
Biological process (GO): cell motility; actin filament organization
Cellular component (GO): plasma membrane
Source: RefSeq, a predicted model, not a curated record